AUGGCUAGGAGUAUACGAACAAGACUUCUAGCUGUUAUUUUCCUUGUGUCCUCAGUAUGGUUAUUUGUAACAUUAUUCCUUUUUGAUAUUGAGAGUGAAAUUAACAAAACAAGGACUAAAGAUGAAAAUCCAAAGUUAGCUGAAUUCAACAUUGUAAAAAGAGCAGAUGAUUUUAUGAAGCUCCGUGAUCGAUUUACAAGAUCACAUUUUAAUAGGUCAUCGUGGAUCAAAUUUAAUGAGAAAAAGAAACGAAAAGAAAUUUUGAAAAAAUGGAGAGACGAACUUGCACAUCAAAGGUUGGAGAAAAAAUCUACAGACAAUCCCAUUAUAAGCAGUGCAAGUAAAACAACCCUAAAUAAAAACUUAAGGCUUAAUACAGCGACAAAUGUUUCAAAAGCGAACAGCAGCUUACAUCUAUCGCCAAAAAUGUUGCAAGAACAUUCAAAACAAAUUGAACAGAAAGAUAAGAUCCAAGUGAAGAGUCGACGUAAAGUUUCGGAAAGAGAAAGACUUCGUCAUCUAGAGAAGAUUCUUCCACCACUUGCACCAGGUGAAUAUGGACAUCCUGUCAAAAUAAAGAAAGAAGAACUCCGUCCAGACCAGCAGAAGAUUUAUGACGAACUUUUCAAGAGGAAUUCCUUCAACCAGUACGCCAGUGAUAUGAUAUCUUACCAUAGGAGGCUACCAGACAUAAGAAAUCCAAGCUGCAAGCUUAAGAAAUAUCCUAAGGAUCUACCUGCCACUAGCAUCAUCAUUUGUUUUCAUAACGAGGCUUGGUCCGUAUUACUACGCACAGUUCACAGCAUUUUGAACCGAACACCAUUACAUCUUAUUCAUGAAAUCAUAUUAGUGGACGAUUUUUCUGAUUUAGAUUUUCUUAAAGAGGAGCUAGAUGAGUAUUUCUCAGAGAAAGGAUCUGGGAAAGUCCGUGUAUUAAGAACAGCUAAGCGAGAGGGUUUGAUCCGAGCACGGCUUUUAGGUUAUGAGGCGGCCACCGGUGAAAUUCUGACAUUUCUAGAUUCUCAUAUCGAAUGUUUUGUAGGCUGGCUUGAUCCUUUGCUGGAGAGAAUUGCAGAAAAUCAUACAAGGAUCGUUGCGCCUAUAAUAGAUAUGAUAAGUGAUCAAACGUUCGCCUGUGGAGGGUCAGAAAUAGGAGCAGUGGGAACAUUUGAUAUUUCAAUUAUGGGGUAUAAGUGGCUCACCAUACCCAGAGAAGAGAAGGAAAAACACAGUCAGAUAAUGCCCUGGAGGACACCCACAAUCGCUGGUGGACUGUUCUCCAUCAGCCGAGACUACUUCUCAAAGAUGGGCACGUAUGACCACGGAAUGGAUAUCUGGGGUGGAGAGAACUUGGAAAUAUCAUUCAGGAUUUGGAUGUGUGGCGGGAGUCUUGAGAUCCACCCCUGUUCUCACGUCGCUCACAUAUUCAGAGCCGUCAGUCCAUACAAGUGGGGCAAAAGUUUUGUCGAGAUUUUGCGGAAAAACGCAGUUCGAACCGCAGAAGUAUGGAUGGAUGAAUAUAAACAUGCUUACUACGAAAGAAUUAAUUAUGACCUG
Molecule: messenger RNA, 1557 nt
Organism: Saccostrea cuccullata (small rock oyster)
Lineage: Eukaryota; Metazoa; Mollusca; Bivalvia; Ostreida; Ostreidae
Product: polypeptide N-acetylgalactosaminyltransferase 5-like
Exons: 7
Biological process (GO): protein O-linked glycosylation
Cellular component (GO): Golgi apparatus
Molecular function (GO): polypeptide N-acetylgalactosaminyltransferase activity
Source: RefSeq, a predicted model, not a curated record